AUGAUUGGACUGGCAUGGGACAGAUGGACUAUCAGCUGCAGGAGGAGCGCGGACUGGCAAACUCAGACCUGUAACCAUGGCGUCGCGGAGGAUAAAGCAAGGGUGUUUGAGCCAGUCAGGGGCCGACACAGAGAGAUUGGCGGAGUGCGCUGGGCGAAUGAAAGUGACCAACGAUGUUCUGCUGCUGUGAUUGGCUCACAGGGUGGUUUCCCAGAGCCGCUAGCGGGCUCUGAAGCCAAGGUUGAAGGGACCAAAGUGCCGCUGCUUUAA
Molecule: messenger RNA, 270 nt
Organism: Penicillium psychrosexuale
Lineage: Eukaryota; Fungi; Ascomycota; Eurotiomycetes; Eurotiales; Aspergillaceae
Exons: 1
Coding region: 1-270 (89 amino acids)
Source: RefSeq, a predicted model, not a curated record